This is a messenger RNA of Emiliania huxleyi CCMP1516, 927 nucleotides long. RefSeq lists its product as hypothetical. The transcript has 2 exons. The record is from RefSeq and is a predicted model, not a curated record. Lineage: Eukaryota; Haptophyta; Isochrysidales; Noelaerhabdaceae. Bases 1 to 927 code for a protein of 308 amino acids.
AUGGACCCGCAUGCGGCCCUCGAGGGCCUCAAGGCUGCCGGCCGCGAGUCCAUCGGCGUGCUCGACCAGGCCGAGGCGUGGUCGUACCUCGCCAGCCGCCCCGGCUACCUCGAUCUGCUGCGCGCGUCCCUCGCGACGGGAAGCAGCGCGAGCGGGGGACACAUCGCGUCCCUGCUGCCCCUCUUGUCGGGCGACAGUUUCGCCGGGCUCGUGGCGGAGGUGAACAAUUUCCGGGAGCGCACGGACGGGGCGGCUGCGGCUUCCGCCGACGACCUGCCCCUCGUGGCCCUGCUCGGCCAAGUCGUGGCGCAGCUCAGCCUGCGUCCGGACGUUUACGUCGACAGCCCGCUCCUCGAGAGCGCGCGCGCGCCCACCUGUGUGGUCUGCGGCCUGUCCAUGACCGGCGUCGCGGGGAACGGCACUCCUCUCCCUGUGCUCUGCGCUCAGCCCUACGACCACACCGCCUCCGAGCCGGCCGAGGGCGAGGAGCUCUUCGGCCUCCUGCUCCUCCGCUCGAUGGUGCCUCCGCUCGACGAGGUUGGCUGGGUGCUGUGGCGCGAGGCGGCGUGCGGCUGCACGAUCCUCGACCACUGCUACGUCAAGCUGCACGGCGCGCGGGCCUCCUUCCGCGGCCGCGAGCCGCUCUGCCCCAAGUGCGGAAAAGCGAUUGAGCCCAUCAAGCGGUCGUUCUGGCGGCACGGCUUCUCGGGCACGCCGCACGAGCUCGACCACACCGAGCCCGAGGGGGUGUGGGACGAGGACGAGGUGCAGCAAGAGCUGGACCCGCGCGAUCUCGACGUGGAGCUCGUGGUGACGGAGUUCGGGAUGGCCGUCACCGGGCUCGCGCUCAACGCGUGGGGUGCGAGGGGACACCCUUUCGCUGGGCGGCGACCCGGGGCGCUCGACGCGUCGGGAUGCUUCUCGUAG